Boeremia exigua is the source of this 1644-nucleotide messenger RNA. RefSeq lists its product as uncharacterized. The transcript is spliced from 2 exons. Gene Ontology annotation, biological process: ketone body catabolic process. The record is from RefSeq and is a predicted model, not a curated record. Gene Ontology annotation, molecular function: succinyl-CoA:3-oxo-acid CoA-transferase activity. Bases 1 to 1644 code for a protein of 547 amino acids. NCBI's taxonomy places the organism in Eukaryota, Fungi, Ascomycota, Dothideomycetes, Pleosporales, Didymellaceae.
AUGGAUACACUGCCCUCGUCGUACCGGCUCCUUGCUGCCCUCCCCGCGCGAUUAUGCGCCCGCCGCCCACUUCCUUCACAAUUGCGCGCCGCGCGCAUAGCACCACCACACUGGCGCUUCACAAAACAGAUAAGGAGCAUCAGCGCGGUGGCAGACAAGGCGCCGACUGUUGAUCGCUCGAAGUCGAAGCUAUGGGCCAGCGCCGAUGAAGCCGUCGCCGAUGUCCAGUCUGGUUCCACAGUACUCAGCGCAGGCUUUGGACUCUGCGGCAUUGCAGAGACUCUUAUCCAAGCUCUGAAAAAGCGUGGCCCGGAAUCGUUACAUUCGUUGACUGCUGUGUCCAACAACGCUGGUAUUGAGGAAGUUGGCGGGCUUGCCCAUCUUACGAAGAACGGGCAGGUCGACAAGUUGAUCAUUAGCUUCUUAGGCAACAACAAAGCUCUUGAGAAGCAGUAUCUGAGUGGUGGUAUUGAGAUCGAACUUUGCCCACAGGGCACAUUGGCGGAGCGCAUCAGGUCAGCCGGUGCUGGAAUUCCAGCUUUCUACACACCUACUGCUGUGAACACAUUACUGCAGGACGGCCAGAUCCCAGCAAAGUUCGACAAAGAAGGCAAGGCUAUCGGAUAUGGUACAAAGAGAGAAGUGCGCGAGUUCAAUGGCAAGAAGUACUUGAUGGAGACUGCUCUUCCCGGCGACGUGGCGAUCAUCAGGGCACACAAAGUCGACGAGGCAGGCAACUGCGUAUUCCGAUACACAACAAAAGCGUUUGGACCCAUCAUGGCCAAGGCUGCGCGCCUCACUAUCGUCGAAGCUGAACACAUCGUCCCAAUUGGUACCUUUGACGCCGGCGAGAUCGACCUCCCCGGCAUCUUUGUCGACCGCAUCGUCCCGGCUACAGUCCCGAACAGCAUCGAGAUCAAGAAGCUGCGCGACCCCUCAGCCUCUGGCAAACCCGCUGGCGGCCACCGCGCUCGCAUCGCUAAGCGCGCCGCAAAAGAGCUCAAGGCAGGCUACUACGUCAACCUGGGCGUCGGCAUCCCCACCGACGCCGCAUCCUACAUCCCCGACGGCGUCAAGGUGUGGCUGCAGAGCGAGAACGGCAUCCUGGGCAUGGGACCCCACCCCACCGAGGAAGAAGUCGACGCCGACAUCGUCAACGCCGGCAAGCAGACCGUCACCCUGCUCCCCGGCGCCUCCACCUUCGACAGCAGCGAGUCCUUCGGCAUGAUCCGCGGCGGCCACGUCGACGUCUCGAUCCUCGGCGCGCUGCAGGUCAGCGCCGCAGGCGACCUGGCCAACUACAUGGUCCCCGGCAAGGUGUUCAAGGGCAUGGGCGGCGCCAUGGAUCUCGUGUCCAACCCCGAGCAGACCAAGGUCGUGGUUGCGACCGAGCACGUGGCCAAGGACGGCAGCAGCAAGAUCGUGCAGCAGUGCGCGCUGCCGUUGACGGGCGCGCGGUGCGUGAGCACCAUCAUCACCGACUUGUGUGUGUUUGAGGUUGAUCGGGUGAAUGGGGGGUUGACGCUCACGGAGGUCGCGGACGGGGUGACGGUCGAGCAGGUGCGGGAGAAGACCGACGCGGAGUUCAAGGUCGCCGACGACCUGAAGAACAUGGAAGACGAGGUUCGGAUCGAGGGUGCGUAG